Sitodiplosis mosellana (orange wheat blossom midge) is the source of this 8209-nucleotide messenger RNA. RefSeq names its product dopamine receptor 1 (gene Dop1R1). NCBI's taxonomy places the organism in Eukaryota, Metazoa, Arthropoda, Insecta, Diptera, Cecidomyiidae. The coding region runs from base 1992 to 3257 and encodes 421 amino acids. Gene Ontology annotation, molecular function: G protein-coupled receptor activity. The transcript has 9 exons. The record is from RefSeq and is a predicted model, not a curated record. Gene Ontology annotation, biological process: adenylate cyclase-activating adrenergic receptor signaling pathway. Gene Ontology annotation, cellular component: membrane.
GUGUUGUUGUUUCAUGGUGAAGCUCAAAGCACUCAAUACACACUAGUUGCGAAGCGUAUCAACGCGCUCACACAUCAAAACCCAUAAACACACCGUCAGACGAACGUGUACGGAGAAUCGCUAGACGUUAAAUUAGCCUUUAAAAAUGUUGUUUUUGUAUUUUAAAGGCAAACAGAAGCAUCACUUGAAAUUUCAUACGUGCAAGCUUCUAGUGGGUCCUUUGCUCUCCGGAUUCCACUCACACGCUCUCUCUCUUUCCAUCCUGUGCCGUGUUUCCCUUUCGGUCGCAGCGAAUAUAUCGGUUGCACCGAAAAAACAUUAUAUGAGUGAUAAGAAAAAUAUUUGUGUAUGAGUGUAAAAGCUUUGGCUUCGGUGUCGACGUCGUCGGUUGUUUUGGUUCGUGUAUUUUCUAUUUCAUUCCAAUCAACCCACCACUCGCUACAUCACAUACGCGCAAAUCAUAAUUUCCAGUCAUGUUCUCUUUCUCCGUUUUGCGUAGGUUCUCAGAGCCGUUGCCUCGCUCAUCCACUGUUACCAUUCGGAUUGGUUUGGUUUUUUUUUUUUUGAAUAACCGUGCUUAUCUCUCAGUACAUAGCAAUCAGUGUGCUUUACCUCGUCCACUGUAAUGGUACGGAUUGUGUUUUGUGCGCGCCGCGUGAAUUAAAGAAUUCCCAUUGCCAAGUGGCGGUUUUCUGUAUGGAAAAGUGAAAAAUGAGAAAGUGAAUAAAAAGUGGAAUCUGAAAAAUCUAACCCCGAAGCAGUUCGAUUUGAAAUUUUCAUUAAAAAUUGUUGCGCGUACGAUUUGCCAUUUCAAUUUUGAAGCCAGUUAUACUUUGAUUGUCGUUCGCUUUUGGUUGUGCCAUUUCAUAGAGUUAGAGAAGUAAAAAAAACCCAAAGACGAACACACUUUGGCGGAACAACACAGAGGCAAAUGCUCCCAUAAAGUAUAUUCGUGCGAAAUUAAAUAAAGUGAUUAGCAACGGCAACGGUAGCAGCAGCAUCAGUACUAAGAACAGCAUCUGCUCGUAUUCUGACGCUGAACUUAGAAAAUGUUGUUUAAUUCAUAUUUUCAUUUAACAAAAGUGACUUGUGUUUUGUGCAUUUCGACUCAGUUGAACAAUAGAAAAACGGAAUAUGAAAAGCGUUUAUUAUUUGUAGACUAGAGAGAACGAAAGACUCCAAAUUACUCUCUGUUUUGAGAGUUUCGCUUGAGUUUUCUGUGGUGUGUAUUUGUGUGAAAAUGACAAAACGCAUGACGUCCUAUUCUUUGUGAGAGAAAGUUUUCUUCUGCAUUGAUUGUUGUUCGUUUUUUUUUUACUCUUCAUUUUCUUCGCUUCGGUUCGUUUGCUUGGCAAAUUCGUGUGCACACGAUAGGAUGACUAACAAAGAAAAUCAAAAUUCGUGGCAGGAAUAAAAUGGAGUGAAACGCGUGUGAGACUUUCGUGGAAUUGACGGGUAAAAAUGUAAAUAAAAACGGCACACACAAACAUUAGAUGGAUGACAACACUCACACUGCGAAUAUUGGUCGAAAAAGAAAAAAAGAAAAAUCGUGGUGCAUGUGAAAGGAAUCAAUUCGAAUUGAACAAAUAAUACACACAAACACAGUCACGGCGGGCAAAUACACAACAUUCAACAAAUCAACAGUUUCUUCACCCUGUCUUUUCCAUCAUCAACGUUUGUUUGCGACUGUAACGCAUACGGCCACUUUCACUCCAUGGACGAAGCACAAAUAUUUUGCGCUCAUUUUGUAAAUACAAUUAAUGAAUAGAAAAGUGAGCAGCAAAUAUUGCUCGUAGUUUUGGUUUGGAUCGAAAUUGAAUUGAAUCCAAUUCAAUUGAAUCGAAUUGAAUCACCAGCCACGGCAGCGAAGUCAACAGCCAACGUGUCGGACAAACCACGACAUCGUUCCAAAACCAAAGAAAAAAAAUCACACACACACACACACACGACUCUAGCAAAAUAUAUAUAUCAGCAAUUAAGUGCAAUACAAAAUGUUUACUAAACAACCCACUAUGGAUAUGGAUAUUGAAUUCGACAUUAAGCUGCUAGCAACGGAAUACUAUGAAGGAACGAUACGAACCAGUUACAAUUCAACGCGGCACAAAUCGACAGUAUUAGAGGACGAUCCAGAUGCUUUGACACUUCUAUCAGUAGUAUCAAUCGGCGUGUUUCUGUCUCUUUUAAUAUUUUUAUCCAUAGCAGGAAAUAUUUUAGUAUGCUUAGCUAUAUACACCGAACGAAGUUUACGUCGAAUUGGAAACUUAUUUUUAGCAUCACUUGCCAUUGCGGAUUUGUUUGUGGCGUCCCUUGUGAUGACGUUUGCUGGAGUUAACGAUUUACUGGGCUAUUGGGUAUUCGGCGCGCAAUUUUGCGACACUUGGGUAGCUUUCGAUGUAAUGUGUUCAACGGCUUCGAUCCUGAACCUAUGUGCGAUUUCUUUGGAUAGGUACAUACAUAUAAAGGAUCCGCUAAGAUACGGACGAUGGGUGACGCGACGCGUAGCUGUUUUAUCAAUUGUGACAAUUUGGUUAUUAGCUGCAUUAGUAUCAUUCGUGCCGAUCUCGUUUGGCUUGCACAGGCCCGAUCUACCGUUAGUGUAUGAAGACAAUGGUCGAAAGUAUCCAACAUGUGCUUUAGAUUUAACACCGACAUACGCCGUGGUGUCAAGUUGUAUUAGCUUCUACUUCCCAUGCAUCGUCAUGAUUGGCAUCUACUGCAGAUUGUACUGCUAUGCACAGAAGCAUGUGAAAUCAAUACGUGCCGUGACUCGGCCCGGUGUCAGCGGUGAAGUCGUGGAAAAACAACCAAAUCGAUACCGAAGCAUUCGUCGAAAACCGAAAAAGAAGUUUAAAGUGCGCCAUUUACAUCAUUCAUCACCGUAUCACGUAUCCGAUCACAAGGCAGCAAUUACAGUUGGCGUUAUAAUGGGCGUUUUUCUUAUAUGCUGGGUACCAUUUUUCUGUGUUAACAUUGUUGCGGCAUUCUGUAAGACCUGCAUCGGUGGUCAAACAUUUAAAAUACUGUCAUGGCUGGGCUAUUCAAAUUCAGCAUUCAAUCCAAUCAUUUAUUCCAUUUUUAAUACGGAAUUUCGUGAGGCGUUCAAACGAAUUUUAACGACGAAAAAUUCAUGGUGCUGCUCACAGGACUUGGGUAAUGUGCAUCCGCGUAACAGUGAUCGCUAUGUAACUGAUUAUGCGGCAAAAAAUGUCAUCCAUUCGAGAUCAUCCGCUGAUAUUGAGCAAGUGUCUGCGAUUUGACCGCACAACGAUAUUAACGGGUAAAUAGGCUAUUUGUAAGACGUGAAUUUCAAACUCAAGCUACCCAAAACACAAAGAGAAAGAAAAGCAUGAAAAGCAAACAAACAAACAAAAAAGAAGAAGAAAAAUAACGCACACAAAACCCAUUGGACAAAUGGGCAAUGUGGCUCAUGUAAUUACCACAAACCAAAAUGAAAUGUGAAUGAAAGAAUUUAUUUGUUUAGGAUACCGAAUAGAAAAACAAAACUGCUUAAACUAACAACAGAAAUCGAUGGUAUAUUAUAUAUAUUUAACAUAGAAAUAUUUUGCGCGGAAUCUCCUUAAGCAAAGAAAAACAAAAAAAAAAUGAUGAUGAAAACAGUGUAUUAUUGUUAGGAACAUCUUUUUAGUGUAUAUUUGUUUGAUAUGUGACCAACCAAAGAGUUAGCGUAUAAAUAUAAUUCGAAAAUGCAUUGAAUUUCUGAACGGCCCGCCCUUCUCCAGAAAAAAAAACACUCUCAUUUUAGAUAACUAACUGAGUAAAACCUGCCAAAAUCACACCACGGUCAGAUGAGAUUUAUCACACUUAGUAUUUUACGAGUAGAAUUUAAUCAAGUUCGUAAAGCAUCUCUUAUACUCCAGAUCAAUAUCCAUUUAUUCUCAUAGACACAAGCGUGCCCCAAGUAACUGAAGAAACUAUGUGAGAACAACAAAAAUCAAAUCCUUCUCCUUUCCGUUAUCACACAUACUCACAGGCACUCACACGUGUAUUGGUAAUUUAUGCAAAUUGCAUGUUCUGGUCGAUAAUUAUAGGCAAAAGUGAAGGAUUAAUUGUUUUUCGUGUAAUUUAUCGAUGUAAAUAAUGGUAGCAGGCACAAGACAAGUGCAUUGGGCAAUGGCAAGUGACUGUUGAAUAUUUAGAAGUGUAAUUAGUGAACGGAGUGAAGCGUAUAAUCCAAUCGAGGCGUGUGUUUGCAUGAGUGCGAGAGAAAGAGAGAAAGAGAGAGAGAGAGAGAGAGAGCGAGAUGAGAAAGUGCACAAAUUGAAAAUGCUUCCUACCAUCCGAAAAGUCAUCCGAAUGAACCGCACUUCGAUGGGCCGAAAGUUAUGCUCCCAUGUCUGAAAUUGAAAUAUACUACAUAAGCAUCAGUUUGUGGAACGGAAGCGUACAGCUGCCAGUCGAUUUGGUACAGUUGAUAAGUGCUACAAUGCUGCUGAAGCGAGCAAACACCAUACACCAUGGUCAUAAGGCAACAAUAUCACAUUUCGCUUGAUACCAACUCGGGCGGUAUCUAAUGCGAAAACAUUUUGUGCAUGACACUUGAUUGAUACACCAUGGAAAACAGUCUCACUUUCAAUUUCAGCUCAGAAAAACUUCACACCCAAUCAAUAAAGUCCGUAUUCUACGAAAGGAGCAGCGUGAGCGAGCAGAAGAGAGAGAGAGAGAGAGAGAGAGAGAGAGCGCGUCAUGCGAGAAAAUUCGCACACAACUGACAUCAAGCCACAAAAACUCGAGUUCUCAUUUCCACUUUUCAAUAGCAAAACCCCUUUUUGAAUAAUUACUGUAAAAGUUUCUGUUGGCUUCCAGGAAUACAUAGAGCCCAGCACAUUUUGACCCGCAUUGAAAAUAAAAAAGUAAUUUCGCCUUUGAGGCUCUUUGAUUAUAUUUCACCACACUACAUGGAUUCACUUUUAAAGAUGAAAAAAAAAAAAUGACGAAGAGCCAAACCGCACAUUUUGCAAAAUGUGUACUGUAACGAUAACAUAAGACACGGUUUCUGUAAACCAAAAGAGCAACAACAACAACAACAUGCUCGAUACAAUAUCAAGUGCAUCUCAUCUACCAUCAUACAGGUCUAGUAAAACGUACAUAGAGAAACAAAGUAUAACUCACUUACACACAAAAGAACUCACAAAUUAUGAUGUAAAUCAAAAUAAUGAAAUACCUCCAAAGUUGUCUAUCGAUUGAUGAGCACACAUCCACAAAUGGCGCAUCAUUUUACCCUUCCAACGUAAUAAUACUUUCGGACAAAUAUAAUAUUUAUUUUACGGAUACAUUAAAAGACAAAACAAAAACUACGUGUAAGCCAUUAAAAUUUAUGUAAAAUAAAAUUGAACAUCUGCAUGAAACUCAAUACAUUGUUGCUAGAGUGUAACACUUUUGAAUGUGCACAUGACCAGAGUGAACUGCUAGAGAUAGAGAAAUUUACUCAUAAAUUGAACAAUGCAUUUACCUAUAAAAAAGAUGAUAGAAAACUGUUUUUUUUUUUGAACAAAUACGUAAGCUAUAAUGAUUGUUGACUCCAUUUAUUUUUCUCAUUUUGUGAUAGUGGAUAAAAUUCGCUGAAAACCUCUGUGAAACGCCACUGUUUUCAUCGUUAAAGUUUGAGUUGAAGUGAGAACGAGAAAACUAAAUACUUUAAUACAUUUAAGAUAGAUACUUUAAAAAUGAAGCAAGUAAAACGUAAUUGUAAUUCUUAUGACGUAUUCAAAAUACAGACACAAUGUUGGCAAUGAAUUGUCAUUGCACGAAUCACAAAUUGUAACAUUUUGCAGUUGCACACGUAUGGGCUGCUGAGGAUUUUAUUUUUAAGAUGGAAAUGAUGUUUCUCAAAGAGAGCAUAAAAAACAAACAAAUCAAUUGCACAUACAAAAAAAAAAAACAUGGAAAUUCACUCAACUCUCCGAAUCAUUUACAGUGAUUUUUUGCGACGUUUUAACUCUAGUUUUAAUAUUGUUCGAUCGUUCUCCCUCGUUUUAACCAAUUUCUUUUGCCAAAAUUCCAAUUUAUUACUCAGCAAACGAAUGUUAUUUGAAAAGUUCGUACCAGACAAUUUCAAAUAAGGCCAAAGGCAAUCCCGAGUUUUUCAACCAAUCUAACAAACAGAAUGCAUUGCAACACAUCCGAAAAGUUUUCCGAAAAAUGAUUCAAUCAUAAAACGAUGAUAAAGUAAGCAUUUCGAAACGCAAUUAAGGAUUUGUAAAUGAAUAUACGUUCCGUAAUACAUAAUAGAAUAAUGUGAAGAUACGAAUUUUCAGGUUUUUUUUGUUCCGUUUAUCUGUCAAUUAAACAGGGUUUCAACCUAAGUCAUAAUCUAAUUUCUUUUUUAUACUUUUUAAAUGAGUUUUUCUUUUUUCGAACAUGUUUUUUGAUCGGGGUUCAUAGUUCAAUGACAGAAAUUGAUAUGAAAAGGGAUAGGAAAAAGGAUUCCCGCUUGAACCGAUCCAAAACGUAGCAUAGCGAACAUAUGUCUUGCGGAUAAAAAUUCGUAACGUAGCAAAUCGUGAACAAUUACACCUCGGUAGAGCAAUUUCAUGCCAAAGAUUUUUAUCGUAUUUUCGUUGGAUUCUUUUAUUUUAUGAUUUGGCGCUAUGGCCGCACAAAACUAAAAUAGGAAAAACCAAACAGUCUUCGCAUGUGCGCCGCUGCCAUUGAAACUUAUAUGGGUUGGCCGAUAAUCUUUUUUCCGCUUCGUCCAUUUAAGUUUAUAGGGAAAUGAAAUGAGUUACAUCAAUUUUUAUAUUCUAAUUUUCACACGCCAAACACUCUCUACGUAACGGGAAAGAGCAUUCGGAAUUUUUUUUUUUUUAGGUCAUUAUUGAUUAAUUUUAUUAGACGGUAAAAAUAAACGCAUUUGCGCAUUGAUUUCAGCACAACCCUUCAUCGACAGCGUGUUUUUUUUUUCUAUUUGCUACACAUCGUUCCGAAGUCUUUGGCAAAGUUUCACAACAACAGCAGCAUAAACACACACACACACACACACACACGGUAAAGCAAAUGAGUAAACAAAUACCAAAAAUAAAAUUUCGACCGAAAUUCAGUCGGCCCGAAAAAUGAGACUCUCCCUCGUAUCAUCAUCGUUUCACACGACUCAUUCAACCACAUACAGGAAAACAUACAUAUUAAAUGAAUGACAAAAAAUGUUCAUUAAACAAGAAAAUUAUCUAAGAACAAAAAAGAAUGAAAAACACACAGACGCAAAGCACAAGCUAUUAUGUGACGCGCGCGUCCUUUGACAAUGAUGUAAAGUGUUCGCAUGACUACGACCCAAAAUGAAAUAGAAAUAAAAUUAAAUUUAAAUCAAAAAGGAAAUUAAUGGAACAGGUCAUUAGAAAAAACAAACAAAGAAAUCAGUAAAUAUAUUUGUAUAUUAUAUAUAGAUUAGAGAUUCUGAAGUGACUAACAUUUAGAUAGACUCUCAUUCGACUUAUGGUUCUGCUCGCUAUAUUUUUUAUCAUCAUUGUGAUUAAUUUAUUUAAGAAUCUCAUAAUUCAAAUGGAACGCCCGAAUUGACGGAUGAAAGUUUGUUAUGCCGAACGGAUAUUGCACACAAGUUCAAUCGCCCGAAGUGAAACAUAAAUAUAAAAUUAGAAUAAUAAGAAUAUUCGGCCGUUGUCAAAACCGUUCGAUGAGCAAACAUUCAUUCGCUGUCGAGGAUUCCGGUGGAGUUUAGUUGUGUUUGGUCCUUUAUGAUCGUCACACAAACACAAAUUCACACAAACACACUCAUCAGCUUUCAAGAAAAAAAAAAAUAGACUAGUUUUGAAAAAUACGUAUAAAUAAUCAAAAUUCGAUGUUCUUAAAUGUGCAAAUCUAACGGCGCCAAACUUAUCAUUUGGCAUUGUAUACGGUAAAAGCAAACUAAUUGGGUUAUGCUGAAAACGAGGAAUUCAAAUCAUAUGCGAACAUGUGGGACAAAGUAAAUUUGAUGAAGAGAAAAUCAAAUGAACAUAAAAAAAAAAACAACAACAACAACAACAACACUGGAAAUAACAUACAGAGCAGAUGAUAGAUCUAUGAUGAAUUUUUAAAGGAAAUCAAUUUGAAUUUAAAAUAUAGUCUAUAAAUUUUAGUAAUGCAAUGCAAACAAACAACAACAACAAAUUCAAAACAGACAAGAGAACAAAGUGAAUAUAAAUUUCAUAAAAAUCUAUGUAAAUGUAAAGAAAUUAAAUAGAUAAAUAUCAAAAUG